CUCGUGCUAGGCGUGAUUGCAGAGUUCCUGAUGGUUUGAACCCAAUCACAAAGCCCCUGUUCUGUACCGUAUAGCUAUUAUUGUUUUUGUUUGUCAAUGGCGUUCCGUGUGGGUAUAUUUUAAGCCGGUGAAAUAAAAAUUAUCCCGAACAACCCAAUCAUUCCAACAUGCCGGGAACGAUUUUGGAAAACCUCAGCGGAAAGAAAUUGAGUGUACUAGUGACCAUUCUGUUAACUUUCCAGAUAGCAUGCUUUCUGGUUGGUUUGAUUGCUCCCAGUCCAGCAACAUCCCAGGGAAUCUUGACCACCGUCUGCGUUGACCGUGACCCAAAGAACAAAGAGAUUAACAGGUGGUUCACUAGAAGUUGCCCAACUCAAGUCCACUUGUCUGAUCGACAGAGCACUGCGGGACUAGAUGCAAACAAUUUGGUGUUUGUAGCAGAAAUGCCCCAUUACUCAUUUGACUACUCUCGUUGGCAGCAAAAUCUAAUGGGCAUUUUACAAAUUGACAUGGUUUAUCAAGAGGACCAGAAGCUUCUUGAUCCAGUCAUGGAACUUACUCUAGAUGCUCGCUUAGCCUACAGUGACAAGGAUAUAAACAAAGGCAAGACUCCAUGGCAGUACUAUGCACAUUCAGAAGUCAAGAGGUACAUGGAAUGUACUUUUGAUGAAAAAUCUGCCCACAAUGAUAAAAAUGGUUAUCCUUAUGAUUGUGGUAUGGUACCCUUAUUUGAACUAGGGUCAUUGCAUCAUGAUUAUUAUCUUUUGAAUCUAAGGUUGCCAUAUAAUCGUACUGCAAACAAAAAUGUAGGUUUGUCUAGACUAGAAGAUGUGCAUAUUCAUACAAUCCACAUGAACGGCGGUUUUACAAAAGUAUGGGUUGCGCUAAAAACAUUUUUCUUUCCGAUCAUUAUUGGGAUCAUGGUUUGGUUUUGGCAUCGGGUGCAUAUCUUGAACAGAACUCCUGCUUUACUUGAAUAUAUGCUCAUGUCUCUCGGAGCCACCCUCGCUUUUCUCAACUUACCGCUAGAGUACCUUACAUUAUCAUUUGAAAUGUCUUACAUGCUUAUUCUCAGUGAUAUCCGACAGGGUGUCUUCUAUGCUAUGUUGCUUUCAUUCUGGUUAGUAUUUGCAGGUGAACAUAUGCUUAUUCAAGACCAUGGAGAGAAAAAUUCUCUGAAGCUUUAUUGGAAGCAUCUUAGCACAAUUGUAGUAGGAUGUUUUUGUUUACUGAUUUUUGAUCUGUGUGAAAGAGGUGUCCAACUGGUCAACCCAUUUUAUUCUAUAUGGGUUACACCCAUUGGCACAAACUUGGCACUAUCCUUCAUCAUUUUAGCAGGAAUUUCCGCCAGUAUCUAUUUUAUAUUUUUGUGUUAUAUGAUCUGGAAGGUGUUCAGAAACAUCAGUCUCAAGAGGGCAGUGUUGCCAAGCAUGUCACAAGCAAGGAGGUUGCACUAUGAAGGCAUAAUCUACCGUUUCAACUUCCUAAUGUUGGCAACUGUCAUCUGUGCAGCUGUGACAGUAAUCUCAUUCAUCUUAUCUCAAGUCUCCGAAGGUCAGAGCAAAUGGGAUGAGAAUAUGGAACUUGAGUUGUCGUCUGCUCUCCAUACUGGUGUGUAUGGCAUGUGGAAUGUUUACAUUUGUGCCAUGCUUAUGUUAUAUGCCCCGAGUCACAAACAGUGGCCUGAUGAUCCAAUUUGCAAUGACGGGGAGGAGGUUGAGUUCAGCAGGUUGCCUACAGAGGGCACUGCCAAUGAAAUUUCAUCUUUGACGUCUUUUGCUGCCAAGACAAGCAUGGAUUAAUUUUUUGUGUUUGUGUAACUCGAUGAAUAGUGGUUGAAAUAUGAGAAUGACGGUAGUUCGUCAACAUGUGCAUGCAUUGCUAAAAAAACAGAAUUCAUAGUUUAUGGUUUGAAUCCGCUUUUUUAAUCCAUCGAAAACAUUGGAUCCCAAAAAAAAAUGAGAAAAUACAAAAUUCCAUGACCUCCCUUUAGGAUUUGAGUAAACACUAGAGAAUUGUGAAAAUAGAAUAUAUGUAUCGAUUUAGGUAGCUUCUUACAUUUAUCCAAAGGUGCAUUACUUCUAUGCUAAGUUUUUUAUGGAUAUAACUUACAAAAUACUACACUCAUAUCUGAUAUCUGCCGCGUUUUUGUAAUUUAUAUAUUUAUUAUUUAUAUACAUAUACAAUUUUUAUAACUAAAGACUAGAUACUGCAAUAGUUGCUGGCUUUACAUAUAAGUAGUUUUCAGUAUAAUAUUUGUUGUAGUAUGGAAUGGGAGACGAUUAUUAUAAUAACAUAAACCUGUGCCUGUAAAUUAAUAGCUUAUAAAAUCAAACAAGUAUAGUUUUAAAGAAUGACUGAAUUUGCUGUCUUUGGAUGAGGUAAUACAUGAAUAUUAUAUCACAGCUUUGUCAAAUGUCUCCCACAAAAAUAUCUCGAACCACUUCUAUACAGGUUGUAUAUGUGUUAGAUAUAACCCAGAGGUGAGACAUUUCAUACAAAAAGUACAUCGAAUUAUCAGUGUUAUUUUAAAUAAAGUUUUGAGUGGAUAAAAAAUAUAUAUUAUUUCCAUAAUUAUGAAUGCUUCAAGAAUCUUUAAAAUAUAUCUGUCAUCAGUAUAACCUUAGUGUUUAUGCGAAAUUGUAUCAUAUUUUGUUUGACAUUAGUGUGAGAGCUAAAAGUGGACAAAAUCCUAAAGCUAGUAAUCUCAAUUAGUUUUAUAAUGAUGCAGUUACUCUAGCAUAUAAUAUAAUCGCUAUGCAAUAGAAACUUGCUUGAAGUUUUUGUAGUGCUCUCUGUAUUAUUCUUCAGUAUUAUUAUAGUUGUGAUGUAUUUUAUCUUUACAUUAUUUAUUAUAACUUUUGUAUUUUUAGUACC
Molecule: messenger RNA, 2877 nt
Organism: Acanthoscelides obtectus
Lineage: Eukaryota; Metazoa; Arthropoda; Insecta; Coleoptera; Chrysomelidae
Source: the annotation of a GenBank genome assembly